Molecule: messenger RNA, 4982 nt
Organism: Chrysochloris asiatica (Cape golden mole)
Lineage: Eukaryota; Metazoa; Chordata; Mammalia; Afrosoricida; Chrysochloridae
Gene: CPS1
Product: carbamoyl-phosphate synthase 1, mitochondrial
Exons: 38
Coding region: 140-4633 (1497 amino acids)
Biological process (GO): L-arginine biosynthetic process; 'de novo' pyrimidine nucleobase biosynthetic process; L-glutamine metabolic process
Cellular component (GO): cytoplasm; carbamoyl-phosphate synthase complex
Molecular function (GO): carbamoyl-phosphate synthase (glutamine-hydrolyzing) activity; ATP binding; metal ion binding
Source: RefSeq, a predicted model, not a curated record
AAAGACCGCUGUGCAGUCAGCCUUAAACACGCAUCUGCCCCUCAGUGGUCUUUCACAUUAAUUAAAAAUCUUAUAUAACAAAAAUCACUUAAGUAUAUGUAAUUGUAUUCAAUUUUAGUUGCAAAUCAACAUCUUCAAAAUGACGAGGAUUUUGACAGCUUGUAAAGUAGUGAAGACACUGAAGACUGGUUUUGGCUUUACUAAUGCACACCACCAAUGGAAAAUUUCAAGACCUGGCAUCAGGCUCCUUUCUGUGAAGGCACAGACAGCACACAUUGUCCUGGAAGAUGGAACUAAGAUGAAAGGUUACUCCUUUGGACAUCCAUCCUCAGUUGCUGGUGAAGUAGUGUUUAAUACUGGCCUGGGAGGUUACCCUGAAGCUAUUACUGAUCCUGCAUACAAGGGACAAAUUCUUACAAUGGUCAACCCCAUUAUUGGGAAUGGUGGAGCCCCUGACACGACGGCACUGGAUGAACUAGGACUGAAAAAAUAUUUAGAGUCUGAUGGAAUUAAGAUUUCAGGUUUGUUGGUCCUGAGUUACAGUAACGAGUACAACCACUGGCUGGCUACAAAGACUCUAGGGCAAUGGCUACAGGAAGAGAAGGUCCCUGCAAUUUAUGGAGUGGAUACAAGAAUGCUGACUAAAAUAAUUCGAGACAAGGGUACCAUGCUUGGGAAGAUUGAAUUUGAAGGUCAGUCUGUGAAUUUUAUGGAUCCAAAUAAGCAGAACUUGAUUGCUGAGGUUUCAACUAAGGAUGUCAAAGUAUUUGGCAAAGGAAAUCCUACAAAAGUGGUGGCUGUAGACUGUGGGAUAAAGAACAAUGUAAUCCGCCUCCUGGUAAAGCGAGGAGCAGAAGUGCAUUUAGUUCCCUGGAAUCACGAUUUCACCAAGAUGGAAUAUGAUGGACUUUUAAUUGCCGGAGGACCCGGGAACCCAGCUCUUGCCCAACCACUAAUUCAGAAUGUCAAGAAGAUCUUGGGUGAUCGAAAUGAACCGUUGUUAGGAAUCAGUACAGGAAAUCUAAUAAUAGGACUAGCUGCUGGUGCCAAAUCCUACAAGAUGCCUAUGGCCAACAGAGGGCAGAAUCAACCUGUUUUGAACGUUACAAACAGACAAGCUUUCAUUACUGCUCAGAAUCAUGGUUAUGCUCUGGACAACACCCUCCCUGCUGGCUGGAAACCACUGUUUUUGAAUGUCAAUGAUCAAACAAAUGAGGGGAUUAUGCAUGACAGUAAGCCCUUCUUCGCUGUGCAGUUCCACCCAGAGGUCAGCCCAGGGCCAACAGACACUGAGUACCUGUUCGAUUCCUUUUUCUCACUGAUAAAGAAGGGAAAAGGUACCACCAUUACAUCGGUUCUGCCAAAGCCAGCACUAGUUGCUUCUCGAAUUGAGGUUUCCAAAGUCCUUAUCCUAGGGUCAGGAGGUCUGUCCAUUGGUCAGGCUGGUGAAUUUGAUUACUCUGGAUCUCAAGCUGUAAAAGCCAUGAAGGAAGAAAAUGUCAAAACUGUCCUGAUGAACCCAAACAUUGCUUCUGUCCAGACCAAUGAGGUGGGCUUAAAGCAAGCAGAUGCUGUCUACUUCCUUCCCAUCACUCCUCAGUUUGUCACAGAGGUUAUCAAAGCAGAGCGGCCGGAUGGGCUAAUUUUAGGAAUGGGUGGCCAGACAGCUCUGAACUGUGGAGUGGAGCUAUUUAAGAGAGGUGUGCUCAAAGAGUAUGGUGUCAAAGUCCUGGGAACCUCAGUGGAGUCCAUUAUGGCCACAGAAGACAGGCAACUGUUCUCAGACAAACUAAAUGAGAUUAAUGAAAAGAUUGCUCUAAGUUUUGCAGUGGAAUCGAUUGAUGAUGCACUGAAGGCAGCAGACACCAUUGGUUAUCCAGUGAUGAUUCGUUCUGCCUAUGCCCUGGGAGGCUUAGGCUCUGGCAUCUGUCCUAACAAGGAGACCUUACUGGACCUCAGUACAAAGGCCUUUGCAAUGACCAACCAGAUUCUGGUGGAGAGAUCAGUGACAGGUUGGAAAGAAAUCGAAUAUGAAGUGGUUCGAGAUGCUGAUGAUAAUUGUGUCACAGUCUGUAAUAUGGAAAAUGUUGAUGCCAUGGGUGUUCAUACAGGUGAUUCAGUUGUUGUGGCCCCUGCCCAGACUCUUUCCAAUGCGGAGUUUCAAAUGUUGAGGCGUACUUCAGUUAAUGUGGUUCGUCAUUUGGGCAUUGUGGGUGAAUGCAACAUUCAGUUUGCCCUUCAUCCAACCUCAAUGGAAUACUGCAUCAUUGAAGUGAAUGCCAGACUGUCCCGAAGCUCUGCCCUGGCUUCAAAGGCCACCGGUUACCCAUUGGCAUUCAUUGCUGCAAAGAUUGCCUUAGGCAUUCCGCUUCCAGAAAUCAAGAAUGUUGUAUCAGGGAAGACAUCAGCCUGCUUUGAACCUAGCCUGGACUACAUGGUUACCAAGAUUCCUCGCUGGGAUCUCGACCGUUUCCAUGGAACCUCUAGCCGAAUUGGUAGCUCUAUGAAAAGUGUGGGAGAGGUGAUGGCUAUUGGUCGGACUUUUGAGGAGAGUUUCCAGAAGGCUUUACGAAUGUGCCACCCAUCUGUAGAUGGUUUCACAGCCCGUCUGCCCAUGAACAAAGACUGGCCGUCAAACCUAGAUCUCAGGAAAGAGCUGGCUGAACCAUCUAGCACCCGCAUCUAUGCCAUUGCCAAGGCCUUGGAAGACAACAUGUCUCUUGAUGAGAUUGAGAAGCUCACAUCCAUUGAUAGGUGGUUUUUGUAUAAGAUGCGUGACAUUUUAAGCAUGGAAAAGACACUGAAAGGGAGCAAGAGUGAAUCCAUUGCAGAAGAGACACUGAGAAAGGCAAAGGAGAUUGGAUUCUCAGACAAGCACAUUUCAAAAUGUCUUGGGCUGACGGAAGCCCAGACUAGGGAGCUGAGGUUGAAGAAAAACAUCCACCCUUGGGUUAAACAGAUUGAUACACUGGCUGCGGAAUACCCAUCAGUAACAAAUUACCUCUAUGUUACCUACAAUGGUCAGGAACAUGACAUCAAAUUUGAUGACCAUGGAAUGAUGGUGUUGGGCUGUGGUCCAUAUCACAUUGGCAGCAGUGUGGAAUUUGAUUGGUGCGCUGUCUCCAGUAUCCGCACACUGCGUCAACUUGGUAAGAAGACUGUGGUGGUGAAUUGCAACCCUGAGACUGUGAGCACAGACUUUGAUGAGUGUGACAAACUGUAUUUUGAAGAGUUAUCUUUGGAGAGAAUCCUAGACAUCUACCAUCAGGAGGCCUGUGCUGGUUGCAUCAUAUCAGUCGGAGGUCAGAUUCCAAACAACCUGGCAGUCCCUCUAUACAAAAAUGGUGUCAAGAUCAUGGGCACCAGCCCUCUGCAGAUUGACAGGGCUGAGGAUCGCUCCAUCUUCUCUGCUGUGUUGGAUGAGCUGAAGGUGGCUCAGGCACCAUGGAAAGCUGUCAAUACUUUGAACGAGGCGCUGGAAUUUGCAAACUCUGUGGGCUACCCAUGCUUGUUGAGGCCUUCCUAUGUUUUGAGUGGGUCAGCCAUGAAUGUGGUUUUCACUGAAGAUGAGAUGAAGAGAUUUCUAGAGGAAGCCACUAGAGUCUCUCAGGAACACCCAGUGGUGCUGACAAAAUUUGUUGAGGGUGCUCGGGAAGUAGAGAUGGAUGCUGUUGGAAAAGAUGGACGGGUUAUCUCUCAUGCCAUCUCUGAACAUGUGGAAGAUGCAGGAGUCCACUCAGGAGAUGCUACUCUGAUGUUACCCACACAAACCAUCAGCCAAGGAGCCAUUGAAAAGGUGAAGGAUGCUACUCGAAAGAUCGCCAAGGCUUUUGCCAUCUCUGGACCGUUCAAUGUUCAAUUUCUUGUCAAAGGAAAUGAUGUCUUGGUAAUAGAGUGCAACUUGAGAGCUUCCCGAUCCUUCCCCUUUGUGUCCAAGACACUUGGAGUAGACUUCAUUGAUGUGGCCACCAAGGUGAUGAUUGGUGAAAAUAUUGAUGAGAAACCUCUUCCAACACUGGAACAUCCCAUCAUUCCUGCUGACUACGUUGCAAUUAAGGCUCCAAUGUUUUCCUGGCCCCGAUUGAGGGAUGCUGACCCUAUUCUACGAUGUGAGAUGGCUUCCACUGGAGAGGUGGCAUGUUUUGGUGAAGGUAUUCAUACAGCCUUCCUGAAGGCAAUGCUGUCCACAGGGUUUAAGAUACCCCAGAAAGGCAUUCUGAUUGGGAUCCAGCAAUCAUUCCGUCCAAGAUUCCUUGGUGUAGCUGAACAAUUACACAAUGAAGGUUUCAAGCUCUUUGCCACAGAGGCCACAUCAGACUGGCUCAAUGCCAACAACGUCCCUGCCACCCCUGUGGCUUGGCCAUCUCAGGAAGGACAGAACCCCAGCCUCUCUUCUGUCAGAAAGCUGAUUAGAGAUGGGAGCAUUGACCUAGUGAUUAACCUCCCAAAUAACAAUACAAAGUUUGUCCAUGAUAAUUACGUGAUUCGAAGGACAGCUGUUGACAGUGGAAUCGCUCUCCUCACCAAUUUCCAGGUGACCAAACUUUUUGCUGAAGCUGUGCAGAAAUCUCGCACCGUAGACUCCAAGAGUCUUUUCCACUACAGACAGUACAGUGCUGGGAAGGCAGCAUAGAGAAGCCUGACUGCCAUCCCCAUUCUUAAACUGGCCUAAGGCAUGUUUAUCUAAAGGAAGAGAUUCCCAACUUUGUUUCCCAAAGACGAAUAUAGAUACUAAACUUUAUUUUAGUUUACUCUGUAUCCUUAAUAUUCUGUAUCUCUCACGAUUAAAUUGUUGUCCAUCAAUCUUCAAAAUUUCACUCAGCGAGUCCUUCUUAAGUAACUUGUUUUUCAUGAGAAUUCCUCAGUUUAUGAAAGCCUUCUUUUUGGAUAGGCUAAGUUUGCCUUCAUGCUUUUUGCAGCUAACAUUUUAUGGUGCUGAUCAAGCUGAGAAAAGUUGCUGCCUUAUCUUUUAAACUCUAUAC